AUGGCAAUGAAGACACAGAGACCUGGACUAUUUCAAAAUACGUUUCCUUGCGUGGAACGUCAAGAAACAGAAGAUUUGCCCGAUAGUAUCGUUCACAAAGUAAAUACACUCGUGAGAUGCCUGCAGAAAUGUUGUGCGAUCGAGAGCGUCAUAGGCGACGUAAAAGACGUUAUGUACAUCCUGGAAGAAUGUCCUCCAAGUCCCACGUCGGAGAGACUUCAAACUUUGUCCUUCGUUCUAAAAGAAAUAACCAAAAACCUUGCUUGCUGUAACCAAAGUUUAGAAGGUGAAGGAACGUUUUGCUGCAAAUGCGCGCAGUUGUACAAUACCAUCUGCGAGGAGUGGGCUCUUCAGCAGUCGAUAUCGGGCGCCAGUAAGGACGAGUCCAGCGACGAGGAAAUAAAAUCCAAGUACUCGAAGAGCGGACCGUUUGCAGACGCCGACAGAGAUUACGCUAGGACUUAUCCAGAGGACUGGAAACGAUUCCAAGUGCCAACCAGCAUCCGGGCGUCGCAGCUCAGUCGCGUCAUGGAUUAUUAUUCCGACAAUGCACGAUCCAGUGACGAGGAUAAAAGCGUAGGUAUCGAUGGCAGCUUGCAACGAUCAGGUGAUCCGAGGCCAGCGAUGGAACGUUCAGCUCGUGGUGUAAGUGCGAGACGUCGAGCAGGACCUGGAGUGCCCUUGAAAAAAGCAGAGCUGGGAGUAGAGAGUCGAAGAUCGGAUAAAUUCGACGGGGAUUUAACGAAGACGUUGGACAAGGACGAAGAAGGAUCUGCUGGAAAAAUGAGGAAAAUUAAAAGGGUCACGGGAAAGGACCCUAAUUGGCGUCAGCGUGAAGUUGACGAGGUCUCGGGGAGUCUCAGAGACACGGAUGAAAGUGGAGCUGCUCGAUCGCGAACAAGGGGGAGGGGAACAGCGGGGAAGAGAUAUGACAGAAAUCGCAAAUCUGCCGAUGACGAAGAAUUCGAGAUCGAUGAUUUCUGGCGACGCAAGAAGAAAUCCAGUCGAGGGAAGAAAGAUCAGAAUGGUAAGGUGCUUGAGGAACCUGGAAGACGGAAGAAGCUUUACAGGAACGCCGUCACGGAUAGUCAAACGGAGGAACGUGUCGGGAAGAUGGACGACACCGAGGACGAAGGGAGAACGGCCGGCCAACGAGGCAGAAAGAAAUCCCGAAGAGGAAAGGACGACGGAACGGAAGAAAUGGCGGAUACAAGCGAGAGCAAAGGGACACGAGGGCGAAGGAAGAAAAACUCAGAUGCGUUUGACAGCAGAAGGAAGGGGACGUCUUCCGACGACCUUGAUGAAGAAGAAACUGCCCUUAAGGGUGAUGGAAAGCGGAGAGGUCGCUCGAGCGGAGAACGAGAAGGAACUGAUUCUGACUUAAUGAGAAAACGUAAAGGCGGUAAGGCACGCGGUACGAGCGCGGCGGAUAAAUCAACGCUUGAUUCAGAGAGCCACGGUAAGAAGGAGACGAACAGGGUUAGCAAGAAGAAGGAACGCCGACUGCUGGAUUCGAGUAGAACGGACGACGAUUACAGCAAGAUAAAUGGUUCUCGUUAUCGCAAAAGGAACGCGAGAGCUAAGGGGCUACACGAUGUCGAAACUGACCAUCGGAGCUCGAUCGAGUACCAAUUAUCAGACCAGCACUUCGUGGAGCAGGGCUGGACCGUACUGCCGAUUGCCAAAACCAUGAGGAAAAUCGUCCAGUACCAAGCAAAGCCAGCGAAACCUCAUCUGAACUGGUUCAAGAAGCACGGAUACGAUGGGAAAGUGUAUUACAACGAUGGCUCCGCCGUUUUCCUCAAUUUCCGUACCGAUGGAUCUGGACAAGUGUUUUAUCCAAAUGGGGAAUUGGCUAUCGAUGUCUGCGGACUGGAUCAUCGAAAAUACGAUAUGUGUACUGUGUUCACCCCAGGAGGCAAGGAUUCCAUGGGUGUGACGAGAAGAUCGCAAAUUGUUGCAAUGUUCGACACCACGGGCAGCGGUGCUGUCUUCGAUCAGGACGGCGCGACGAGGCUGUCCUACAAUCAGAUUGGAGGAAUUUGGAGGGAUAAUCCGGCAGGACCGCCGCUGACGUGGAAGUGGGACAUCGACGAAAAGGAGUCGAUAGUCAAGAUUGUGUACGAGGAGAAGCCAGCUGCGCACUUGGAGAAACUCUUGCGCCCUGCACUAAGGUCUGCGUUAAAGAGACACGACCUUCAGGAUUAUCCUGAUGAACGUUGUCACCUGAAAGCGAUUUGCAUGAAGUUAACCGAUUACGUCAGCUUGAGGAUCCUGAAUCGAAGGAACAUCAAUCUUCAGUUUCUUGCUAAUGGAAAGAGUAUUAGAAUUGAAUUGGGCACGAUUUUGGAUUUCAACAAGGAAGUGGGGUCGUAUUUCGUGGACACCAGUUCCAAAGACGCUGUGUUGGGAUGGAAUUUCGACAAAUUGUUGUCAUCCGAGCUAGAAGCGGACAGUAGUUUAUACAAGUUAGCCAACGAAUUGCGCGAAGUUAAGAAAGCGGCCAGACAACGUAAACUCAUGAUCGCCAAGUAUAAACCGUACUUGCAUUCGUGGAAAUCAUUGAAAACUCGAUGUCGUCCGUGGUAACUGGAGU
Hylaeus volcanicus is the source of this 2596-nucleotide messenger RNA. RefSeq lists its product as uncharacterized. Lineage: Eukaryota; Metazoa; Arthropoda; Insecta; Hymenoptera; Colletidae. The transcript has 14 exons. Bases 1 to 2589 code for a protein of 862 amino acids. The record is from RefSeq and is a predicted model, not a curated record.